This is a messenger RNA of Leucoraja erinaceus (little skate), 975 nucleotides long. The record is from the annotation of a RefSeq genome assembly. NCBI's taxonomy places the organism in Eukaryota, Metazoa, Chordata, Chondrichthyes, Rajiformes, Rajidae.
AUGUUAAAAAUUAUUAUUACUCAAAUUAUUCACCCUUUAACCUACAUCAUCCCAGUACUAUUGGCCACAGCAUUCUUAACCCUAGUAGAACGUAAGAUCUUGGGCUAUAUACAACUUCGUAAGGGCCCUAAUGUAGUAGGACCAUAUGGUCUCCUCCAACCUAUCGCUGAUGGAUUAAAACUUUUUACUAAAGAACCCAUCCGCCCCUCACAUUCAUCCCACUUUCUCUUUCUAGUAACCCCAACCGCUGCCCUAACCUUAGCCUUACUUAUAUGAAUGCCACUACCCCUGCCUCAUUCCAUCCUCAAUCUUAACCUAGGCUUACUAUUUAUCUUAGCCGUCUCUAGUUUAACCGUCUACACCAUCCUGGGCUCCGGCUGAGCCUCUAAUUCUAAAUAUGCACUAAUAGGAGCCCUACGUGCUGUAGCACAAACUAUUUCCUAUGAAGUUACCCUAGGCUUAAUCUUACUAUCCCUCGUUAUCAUAACCGGAGGCUUUACACUACACACAUUUAAUUUUACCCAAGAAACGAUUUGACUUCUUGUACCCGCUUGGCCACUCGCUAUAAUAUGGUAUAUCUCAACCUUAGCAGAGACUAACCGAGCUCCCUUUGACUUAACCGAAGGGGAGUCAGAACUAGUCUCUGGAUUUAAUAUCGAAUACGCAGGGGGACCUUUCGCCCUAUUCUUCCUAGCUGAAUACUCCAAUAUUUUAAUAAUAAAUACAUUAUCCGUUAUUCUCUUCAUAGGUGUUUCUUAUAGCCCCUCCUUCCCUCAAAUCUCAACACUGAGCCUUAUAAUUAAAGCAACUGCAUUAACCAUCCUAUUUUUAUGAAUUCGCGCCUCCUACCCACGAUUCCGCUAUGACCAACUUAUACAUCUAGUAUGAAAAAACUUCUUACCACUUACAUUAGCCCUUAUCUUAUGACACAUCACUCUACCAACCUCCUUAGCAAGCCUCCCACCUCUCACCUAA